Messenger RNA from Phasianus colchicus (ring-necked pheasant), 4663 nucleotides. It is a transcript of the gene ADGRD1, whose product is annotated as adhesion G protein-coupled receptor D1. Gene Ontology annotation, cellular component: plasma membrane. Gene Ontology annotation, molecular function: G protein-coupled receptor activity. The record is from RefSeq and is a predicted model, not a curated record. Lineage: Eukaryota; Metazoa; Chordata; Aves; Galliformes; Phasianidae. Gene Ontology annotation, biological process: adenylate cyclase-activating G protein-coupled receptor signaling pathway; cell surface receptor signaling pathway.
AUGAACUAAAGUUAAAAACUCUCAAAACUACUUUGUUAAAAUUCCAAAUUGAGGUUACAAACCAAAGAUGUAUAUUUUGGUGAUACUGAAGAUUUAUAAUUAAUUUUGGUGACACAAGGUAAUUUGUGCCAUAUGCGAUACGUAUCGUGCAACUUCCUGAAUUUAAUGAAGUUCCUUUAAUCCUUCAACUCUGGAGUCCCAUCUGCUCAGUUCGUGGCAAGGAGUUCCACCAGAAUAUUCAGAAGUUCAGUUAUACUGCUGUGGAACCAGCUGGUUAAACAGUCACAAGGCCAACCUGCUGGGCUUCCAAAUACAGAACCUUUAUAGAAAGGGUCAAUAGAAAGAAACAAAACAAAACCAAAAAAACUGGCUCAACCCAAGAGUUUGGUGCAAAUGCCAUGAAAUGUGCCAGUAAGAAAGGGUAAAUGCCAUAGAAGGAACCAGGCCAUUAUAGGCUGAUAAGGGCAGCUGAAGAGAGAAGACUGAGAGCCACAAAAUAGGUGAGGGAAGGGGAAUCGCUAAUGGGCAGAAGAAAAGCCCCAGUGGGCAGUGGCACACACAUGGAAACACGGUGUGUGGUCACUUUUCCAUAGAUCUGCAUCUUUUGUGUGCGUUGAUUUCUGUGUUUGCAGUGCUUUGCUGAUUGAGUGUCAGGGGCUGAAGGUAAGUUCAGAUUUGGGAGACAUAUUUAAAAAAAACCAUAAUUAUGUUUUGGUAAAAAUAAAGGCAAUGGCAUUGCUGUGGCUCUUACAGAAGGGAUUUCCUGGUUAUUUCAUGAGCUCUGUUGUGCAUCUUUGAGAAAAUCAGUAAAAUGGCUCAAUGCUGCAGUUUCCCCUCCUUGACAGGUACACAGCAAUAUUAAUCCCUCAGUGCAGUGUGAUUUAAAGCAGUAUUUUCAUAAAGGUCACGUUCCUUUAAACAAAUACAGCCUGUUGUUUUGAUGAAUAGCUCUUAGCUUUCCUUCAAAGACUUUUGUCCAAAAUCUGUUAUACUGUUCUUAAACAUUUGAAUUGGAAACAAUUGGUCUGGCUUUGAUUCUUCUUUGAAUGUGCAGAUUGCUAAAAGCUGUAAUCUCUUUAAUCUGUUUGCUGAGGCACAUUAGCUUGUUUCCACUUGUUCCUAGCUGGCUGGUGUUAGGACCCAGAAAAGAGACAGCAGCAACGUGAUAUAAAUAGAGUACCAGAAUGGGACAAAGUUUGAGAAGAAAGCAUGACAUCACUCAGACUUGCUCUCCACCCAAAAAGAUCUGGGAUGGAGGUGCAAACGUGAGCUGGACAAGCGAGGAGUUAGCAAAUCUUUUCAGUUCAUUUCCCAGGGAGAGAGUGAGAGCUCUAUGCUUUAUGCGCUACAAGGAAGUACAUUUUCUUGCUAGCAAAACCAAAACUGGCUUCGGAUCUCUGACAACGUGAAAGUAAUUGAAAGGAAAAGACAACCAUAGGAAGAAAGUUGAAAACAAGAUAUUUUCUUUUUGGCACAGAUUCUAGCAGAAAAUAUUUGACUUCUUUCCACGGAACGGUACAACUUUCGGAUCUGAUGCACAUUGCUUUUAAUUCUUCCGCAAUCACAGUAAUUUAUUUGUGGUUAAAUGAAGAGAUCAAAGUGUGAAGGAAGCAAAUACUACUUAAAGGAUAGUAUAUCCUCGGAAGGAUAUUUUACCAUCACUGAAGGAACAGACUUCUUGAACCUACAUGGAAAAUGUCCCUUUUAAUACAAAAAGUAGCUGAGGAAAACUUAUGAUUGAAAACUGGCAGGAAUUUGAUCUCAGUUGUACUUCUAACCUUAAAUAGACGAUGAAGAAUUUAUUGUCUCUGCUUUGCUGUCAUUAUUCUUUGCUGAUUUUAUUUCAGUUCAAAUACCAGGUGUAUGGAAACUAUUCCCAGCUACUCGAACACCCAGGGUUCAAAGUUUUUUCAUCAGCUUCCCAUUACUGGCCGCUGGAAGACGUGGAUGGAAUUCAUGAGUUUCGGGAUACGAACGGAGCUCUAAGAAUCCACAACUUCACUGUGCUUCCUUCCCAUAACUCUACCUUUGUAUAUACCAAUGACUCUGCCUACUCUAACUUCUCUGCAACUGUAGACAUUGUAGAAGGAAUGGUGAACAAAGGAAUUUAUGUUACUGAAAAGAAAGGAGUUACCUUUCUCUUCUUUGGAAGAUAUCAAAAUUCCUGCAUUAGUAACCCAGAAGUUUGUGGACCUGAAGGAGUAACGUUUUCCUUUUUCUGGAAGACUCAAGACCAACAGACGAAGUUUCCCCCUGCCUCUGGUGGGCAAGUGAUUUCCAGCGGUUUCAAAAUCUGUUCAAGUGAAGGUGAAGGUUCAGUAGAAUUUUACACCCGUGGGAAUGCAAUGAUGAAGUGGAAAGCAAGUUUUAGUCCACCAGGUCCUUAUUGGACUCAUAUUCUCUUCACUUGGAAAUCAAGAGAAGGACUGAAGGUCUACAUCAAUGGAACUCUAAACACAACUGAUCCAGAUGGGAAAGUUUUCUAUGAUUAUGGAGACCCCAGUGCAAAUCUGCUGACUGGAACAGAAGGGGAUCAAACGAAACGCUAUGUGAAUGGAGCAUUUGAUGAAUUCAUUAUAUGGGAAAGGGCACUCACCCCCAAUGAAAUUGAGCAGUACUUUACCGCUGCUAUUGGUGUGCAGUUUUUGCUCUCUUCAACUCUUUCGUGGUCUACAAUGACAACUACUACAAAACCUGUGCUGUCUACAAACGCCUAUCAUCCCAUCAUAACUAAUUUGACCAAAGAGAGAGGCAACUUCCACUCCUCCGACAUCCUGCUGGAAUACCUGGAGAACAUCUCAUUCAGCUUGCCCAAUAAAUCCUUGUCAGAAAAUACUGCUCUAAGCCUGACAGAGGCAUUUUUAAAAGUUAUUGAAGACUUUCUGCUAUUACCCAACUGGCUUGAAAUACCUGAGACUGCUCACAUAUUUGGAAGCUUAAUUCAAACUAUUGACAGUGUGAUGGUGCAUAUGACAUGCAAUCUGGAAGAAAACUCGAUGUCUCUAACUGUUGAGGGCACAUCAUCCAUAGCAGACUACACUUUGGCCAAAAUGCAUUCCAAGACUCUGAAUUUGUCCCAUUAUCGCUUUCCAUCUCGAGGACAGAGUUAUAUUUCUAUUCCCAGUGAAGCUUUUCAAGAAAGAGCUUGGAUCACCAUUGUGGGCAUGUUUUACCAUAACAUGCACUACUUCUUUCAUAGUAUCAACCCUAUGGAUACCAAGAUUGCUGAAGCUACUGCUUACAAAGGCUAUAGGAUCUCAGCAGCCAGUUAUCUCAUCUCUAUCAAAGUAGAUCCUCCUCCCAAGUUGUCCCACAAUCUGUCAGGAUCUCCUCUUAUUACCAUUCAGCUCACCCACAUACUGACUCCCAGACAAUACAGCCUAGCACUAAACAAGAGUAACAGAGUCCAUCUUUACUGUGCGUUUCUGGACUACAGCAACGGAACUGGUGUUUGGUCUAAUGAAGGUUGUGUGCGUGAGAGCGGGGACCUCAACUACUCCGUGUGUCUUUGUAACCACCUCACUAAUUUUGCCAUUCUGAUGCAAGUGGUGCCUCUGAAGCUAACAAGAGAACACCAGGUGGCCCUCUCCUCCAUCACUUACAUUGGCUGUGCUCUGUCCAUCUUCUGCUUGACGAUCACGCUGGUCACAUUUGCUGUAUUGUCGUCUGUGAGCACCAUCCGCAACCAGCGCUAUCAUAUCCAUGCCAACCUGUCCUUUGCUGUCCUGGUAGCUCAGAUCCUGCUUGUCACCAGUUUUCAGUUCAGCCCUGGAACGGUGCCUUGCAAAAUCUUGGCCAUUCUCCUUCAUUUUUUCUUCCUAAGUGCUUUUGCAUGGAUGCUGGUGGAAGGAUUUCACCUCUACAGUAUGGUGAUCAAAGUAUUUGGGUCAGAAGAGAGCAAGCACUUAUAUUAUUAUGGAAUUGGAUGGGGCUGCCCGUUGGUGAUUUGUGUAAUUUCUGCCACGUCGUCCUUAGACAGCUAUGGAGAAAGUGACAACUGCUGGCUUUCCCUAGAGAAUGGAGCAAUCUGGGCUUUUGUGGCACCGGCACUGUUUGUAAUUCUGGUCAAUAUUGGUAUUCUCAUUGCUGUUACAAGAGUUAUCUCAAGAAUCAGUGCAGAUAACUAUAAGGUCCAUGGGGAUGCCAAUGCCUUCAAACUUACAGCUAAAGCUGUUGCAGUUCUCUUACCAAUCCUGGGAAGCUCAUGGAUCUUCGGGAUUCUGGCCGUCAAUGCCCACACGUUAAUAUUUCAGUAUAUGUUUGCUGUUUUCAAUUCACUACAAGGGUUUUUCAUGUUCCUGUUUCACUGUCUUCUGAAUUCAGAGGUUAGAGCUGCUUUUAAGCACAAAACCAAGGUGUGGUCCCUCACCAGUAGCUCGACUCGCAACAUCAAUGUAAAACCCUUCAAUUCCGACAUUAUGAGCGGGAACAGGCCAGGUACAACCCCCACAAAGCUGAACACCUGGGAUAAAAGCACCAAUUCAGCCAACCGCAUUGAUUUAUCAGCAGUCUGACAGCAGUGCCAGCUUCUCAGUGAAAAUCAAGCCAUACAUUCAGGACCUCUGACACAAUGUCCACCAGUAUUUUCUCACUGUUAAUACCAGUAGCAAACUGCCUUUUUAAUCACUGACUAUUAGAUUGGAAAUUACUUAUUGUUUUCUUG